GAGAGAGACCAUAGUUAAAAAGGGAGCUGUUUUCGGGAUUCUGUAACGGCGUUCUCUCAUUUCCCGGACUUUAGAGAGAGAAACAAGAGAGAGAGAGUGGGAGGGACUCAUUGCGUGUUUAGAGAGAGAGAGAGUGGGAGGCAAAAGACUGGUUUUCCGACCUUGAAGUGGGUAUUGUAACGCUUGCGUAGCGGUUUCGCGGUUUCCGAUUCCGUUGGUGUGAAAUUGAAGAGUCCGGAGGUUUUUUUUUUUUUUUUUUUUUUUUUCUUGUGAAUCGUUUCAACGGUUAAUUGGGUGGAUAUUCAUUGUUUGUAUCAUUAAUAUCAUUGUGAAUAUGCAAGUUUAUGUAUAUAAAUGCGGUGAAAUUGGUGUGCUGAAAGAGGAAUCUGAGCUUUGAUUGAUGAUUUAAAGGUUGUGUUUCUUUCAAAUUCAACGUGUGCUUUAAUGAUGCUGAACCAAGGGUCAAUUUCGCAGUCUAAUUUAUCAGGUAAUGGAGGGGAUGAUCUGUAUAUGGAGCUAUGGAAGGCAUGUGCUGGUCCAUUGGUGGACAUGCCAAGGAAUGGAGAGAAAGUUUUGUAUUUUCCACAAGGUCACAUGGAACAAUUAGAGGCAUCAACAAAUCAGGAACUGGGUCAGAGGAUUCCACUGUUCAAUCUUCCCUCCAAGAUCCUUUGUCGUGUUGUGAACAUUCUGCUUCUGGCUGAACAAGACACUGAUGAAGUUUAUGCUCAAAUUACAUUAUUGCCUGAGUCAGAUCAAUCUGAACCAACAAGUCCUGAUUCAUGUCAUCCUGAACCUCCAAGACCGAAGGUUCACUCAUUCUACAAGGUUUUGACUGCCUCCGAUACAAGCACCCAUGGUGGGUUUUCCGUCCUCAGGAAGCAUGCUAAUGAAUGCCUCCCUCAGCUGGAUAUGACUCAACCGAUACCUACUCAGGAAUUGAUAGCCAAAGAUCUUCAUGGUUUUGAAUGGCGAUUUAAGCAUAUCUUUCGAGGCCAACCACGGAGGCAUUUGCUUACCACAGGAUGGAGUACAUUUGUUACUUCUAAAAGAUUAGUUGCUGGGGAUUCUUUUGUAUUUCUGAGGGGGGAAAAUGGAGAAUUACGUGUUGGAGUCAGACGGGUCUCUCAGCACCAGAGCUCCAUGCCAUCGUCAGUGAUUUCAAGUCAGAGCAUGCACCUAGGAGUGCUUGCAACUGCCUCUCAUGCCGUUGCGACCCAAACUCUAUUUGUUGUCUGCUACAAGCCAAGGACGACUCAGUUCAUCAUCGGUUUGAACAAAUAUCUGGAAGCUGUUAAUAAUGAGAUUUCAAUUGGCAUGAGAUUCAAGAUGAGAUUUGAGGGGGAGGAUCCUCCCGAGAGAAGGUUUUCAGGCACAAUAGUUGGGGCUGAAGGUAUUUCCCCCCAGUGGAAAGAUUCCAAAUGGAGAUCACUGAAGGUUCAAUGGGACGAACCUGCAUCCAUCAUGAGACCCGAGUGGGUUUCCCCUUGGGAGAUAGAACCUUCUGUUGCGUCAGUCCCUGCAAGCUUAGUUCAACCAGUGAUUGUAAAGAAUAAAAGGCCCCGACCACCAAGUGAAAUCCCACUUCAUGAAACUGCAUCAGCUGUCUGGAAUCCUUCUCAUGAUGCUACCCUAUUAAGGGUUACUCCUGAAGGGCAAAUGAGUGAAAAUAAUCUCACUUGGCAUCCUAUGCAAACAGAAAUCUGUGGCACUCCUAAAAAUAGUAGCAGCAACCGUAUAUCAAGGACACAUUUGGAGGGAAGCUGGCUAUCAUCGCCCUGUGCAAAUGUUUCUCAGAAUCUCUUUGUGGAUGAAUCAGAAGAAAGGAAAAGUUCUGCAGCUUGGUUGGUUCUUUCAGGUUGUACAACAUCUCGCUCUGCAGAGCAGAGCAAUGACCCCACACCAGCCCCAAUUGAUGGGAAGAAUUCCGAGACUGUUGCAAGUUGUAGAUUGUUUGGUGUUGAUCUGAAAAUUCCCUCAAUGAGUGCCCUUCUUGAUGAGAAGGCACCUGUACAACCAGUCGUGUACAGACAUGCGUCCAAUGGCACCAUUGACAGACGUGCGUCCAAUGGCACCAUUGACAGACAUGUACAGAGUGCAAGGCUGGCUGCUGAUUCAGACCAGAAUUCUGACCUUUCAAAGGCUUCCAGAGAACCGAAGCAAAGACAGUUGCAGGUAUCACCGAAGGAGGUUCAAAGCAAACAGAGUUGCUCUACCAGAAGUUGUACUAAGGUUCAAAUGCAGGGGGUUGCAGUGGGCCGAGCGGUGGACUUGACCACAUUGAAGGGGUACGACGAGCUUAUAGAUGAAUUGGAAGAUAUGUUCGAAAUCAAAGGGCAGCUUUGGCCUCGGAAUAUAUGGGAAAUUGUUUUCACAGACGAUGAAGGGGAUAGGAUGCUCAUGGGUGAUGAUCCAUGGCAGGAAUUCUGUAACAUGGUGAGAAGAAUCUUCAUUUGUUCAAGCCAAGAUGUGAAGAAAAUGAGUGCAGGAAGCAAACUUCCUACAUCUUCGGCAGACGUGGAUGGGAUUGUUGUUAACCUGGACUCUGCUGAAACCUGAACAAAAAAGAUUUCCCAUUUCUUCUGUUUUCCUUUUCUGUUGUUGUUGUUAUUCUUUGGAAGGGAUUAGGGGGUUUGGGUAGUUGGAUUAGGGUUUUUGAAUUGGGUUGUGAUCUCAUCUAGGAUGUUUGCCUUGGGAUGUAGUAGGCAAGGACACAGAGUUGGAUUGGCAGCUCAGUUUUGAGAGCUUAUUAACUGGUGUUUGAAUAACGGAUAGACUAGUAGUAGUAGUGUUAAGGAAAUUAGUGAAUGGGUAGAAUUAGAAUCUGUGUAUAUUAAAAAGGUAUUUCUGGUGGCUGUGGUUGGAGUAGUUUUUGUUUCCUGUGUAUGUAUUUGUGCUUUGGAAAUUUAGACUUUCUUUAGUCUGUAAUGAGUGGAAAUUUGUGAGCCUUGCUUUA
Messenger RNA from Cornus florida, 2956 nucleotides. Its product is annotated as auxin response factor 9-like. Gene Ontology annotation, cellular component: nucleus. The transcript is spliced from 14 exons. Gene Ontology annotation, biological process: regulation of DNA-templated transcription; response to hormone. Bases 445 to 2559 code for a protein of 704 amino acids. The record is from RefSeq and is a predicted model, not a curated record. Gene Ontology annotation, molecular function: protein binding; DNA binding. Lineage: Eukaryota; Viridiplantae; Streptophyta; Magnoliopsida; Cornales; Cornaceae.